This is a messenger RNA of Malassezia restricta, 1578 nucleotides long. Its product is annotated as serine/threonine-protein kinase. Gene Ontology annotation, biological process: peptidyl-serine phosphorylation; intracellular signal transduction. The record is from RefSeq and is a predicted model, not a curated record. NCBI's taxonomy places the organism in Eukaryota, Fungi, Basidiomycota, Malasseziomycetes, Malasseziales, Malasseziaceae. Gene Ontology annotation, molecular function: ATP binding; protein serine/threonine kinase activity. The transcript is spliced from 2 exons. Bases 1 to 1578 code for a protein of 525 amino acids.
AUGGACCGGCGCGUUCCAUGGGGUACAUCGUCCGAAGGACACCCUUACGCAUACAGGCAAGAUAUGGCCAAUCCGUAUGCCACACAGGCUGAUAUUUCCUCUUCGCCCUAUGGUGAUUCUGUGCCUUCGGCACAAGCUUCAGCACAACCUGUCCCGACCGAGCAGGAAAGGGAUUAUGUGUAUUUUCGACGAGAUACCAAUCAUAUGAACAAGGCCACGGUAGACGCAGCGAAAAGUGCCAAGAUGCGACUCGAGCACUAUUACCGCAUGACCGUGGACCAAGCUAUCGAGCGCAAUCAGCGCCGGACGGAUCUAGAAAAGCGCUUAUUGAACCCGCCGGAUGGUAUUCCUAUUUCAGAUGAGCGCAAAGCCCGGCAGCUCGCACAACUCGGUCGACGAGAAACAAGCUUUUUACGGCUUCGUCGAACUAGACUAGGUCUGAGUGAUUUCCGAACCGUCAAGGUGAUCGGAAAGGGCUCAUUUGGCGAAGUACGCGUCGUGCAGAAAGUCGAUACAGGUAAAAUUUACGCAAUGAAAACGCUGCGUAAGAGCGAAAUGCUGAAAAAGGACCAACUUGCACAUGUGCGCGCGGAGCGCGAUGUGCUAGCCGAAUCAAAUUCACCUUGGGUUGUGCAGCUCUACUACUCAUUCCAGGACUCGGCAUACCUGUACUUGUUGAUGGAAUUUCUUCCUGGCGGUGAUCUCAUGACAAUGUUGAUUAAAUACGAUACGUUUUCAGAGGAUGUGACGCGAUUUUACAUUGCCGAAUGUGUCUUGGCUCUCGAAGGUAUUCAUCAGCUUGGCUUUAUUCAUCGUGACAUUAAGCCCGACAAUAUCCUUAUCGAUAGAAAGGGGCACAUCAAGCUGUCUGAUUUUGGCUUGUCGACUGGUUUCCAUAAGCAGCAUGACAACGCCUAUUACCAAAAGCUCCUUGAGGAUCCACCGCAACAAUCACCUGUACAAUCGAACCGGAACUCGGUGGCAGUAAACAGUAUCACACUGACACUCAGCAGCAAAGACCAGAUCGCUACUUGGAAAGCUAAUCGCCGCAAGCUCGCAUACUCAACGGUCGGUACGCCCGAUUACAUCGCGCCAGAGAUAUUCCUCCAGCAGGGCUAUGGUCAUGAAUGCGACUGGUGGAGUUUGGGCACCAUCAUGUUCGAAUGCUUGUGUGGCUACCCUCCUUUUUGCUCGGAGAAUGCACACGAUACGUACCGCAAGAUUCUGGCAUGGCGCGAGACGCUGCAGAUCCCUGACGAUAUCCAUUUGAGCCCUGAGGCUGAAGAUAUGAUUUUCCAAUUGAUUACAGCGCCAGAGAAGCGCCUUGGACGAAAUGGAGCCCAGGAAAUCAAGGACCAUCCGUUCUUCGCAGGCGUCGACUGGUCGACCAUUCGCCAAAUUGAUGCGCCGUUUGUGCCACACCUCUCUAGUGUGACAGACACGAGUUACUUCCCUACCGAGGACUAUCAAGAUGUACCCGACGUGCCUGUUGGCGCUGAUACAGAUGUGGGUGCGAAAGACUUGGCAUUCCUUGGCUACACGUUCCGGCGAUAUGAAGCAAAUGAAAGCGCCCUGUAG